AUGGGUGCCCAAAAAGAGAAUGGAGAAGGUGAAUUUGAAGAUAAUAUUGAAGAGAAAACAAUCAACGAAGAAUAUAAAAUCUGGAAAAAGAAUGCACCUUUCUUAUACAAUCUCGUCAUAACUCAUGCACUCGAAUGGCCAAGUUUGACCACUCAGUGGUUGCCUCAUGUUCGAACCGAAGAAGGCCGAGAUUUCAGCACACAUCGUUUGAUACUUGGUACACACACGUCCGAUGAACAAAAUCAUCUCGUCAUUGCUAGUAUACAAUUACCGAAAGAGGAUCUUGAAUUAGAUAGUUCGCACUAUGACAAUGAUAAAGCAGAAUUUGGUGGUUUUGGUUUGAUCAAUGGCCGCAUUGAAGUCGAUUUGAAAAUUAACCAUGAAGGCGAAGUCAAUCGUGCACGUUAUAUGCCACAAAACCCUCAAAUCAUUGCGACGAAAACACCUUUAUCCGACGUAUUGAUAUUUAAUAUUGAUACACAUCCAUUGAAUAAAGAGCAACCGGGUGAAUGCAAUCCGGAAUUACGUUUAAAAGGUCAUUCCAGAGAAGGCUAUGGUCUGUCAUGGAACGCCAAUGCCAAUGGACAUUUACUCAGUGCAGCUGAUGAUCAAACGGUGUGCUUAUGGAAUAUUAACAUGCAACCGAAAGAAGGAAAGAAUUUAGAUGCUCUGUCAAUCUAUACAGGACACACCAUGGUGGUCGAGGAUGUCGCAUGGCAUUGUACACAUCCAACAAUAUUCGGUUCGGUUGGUGAUGAUCAAAAAUUGAUGAUUUGGGACACACGAUCAAAUAACUAUGCUAAAGCCAGUCAUAUUGUUGAUGCUCAUUCAGCUGAAGUUAACUGUAUUGCCUUUAAUCCAUUCUCGGAAUACGUACUUCUCACAGGUUCUGCAGAUAAAACACUUGCCUUAUGGGAUCUGAGAAAUUUGAAAGUUAAAUUAGCGACAUUUGAAUCGCACAAAGACGAAAUCUUUCAAGCACAAUGGUCACCUCAAAAUGAAACAAUUUUCGCGUCGAGCGGUUCUGAUCGACGACUUCACAUAUGGGAUUUAAGUCGUAUUAAUCAAUCGCAAACGCCAACUGAAGCUGAAGAUGGUCCACCGGAACUCUUGUUCAUUCAUGGUGGUCACGCUGCUAAAAUAUCUGACUUUUCUUGGAAUCCCAACGAACCAUUCGUCAUCUGCUCGGUUUCUGAAGACAACAUGGCUCAAGUUUGGCAAAUUGCUGAACAUGUAUAUAAUGAUGAUGUAGGAAUGGAAGCGAUAUCCGGUGAUCGAGGUGAAAUUGCUCCACCGGCUACAGCAGCAGCUGCAAAUGGAUCUUAA
Molecule: messenger RNA, 1326 nt
Organism: Adineta ricciae
Lineage: Eukaryota; Metazoa; Rotifera; Eurotatoria; Adinetida; Adinetidae
Source: the annotation of a GenBank genome assembly